AAAAAAAAAAAAGGUUGUGCGUUGCUAUACCAACGGUUUAACUGGGAGGUGUUGUCCAUCCCGGCCGUACCCUAAAAGCGUUAAAGAAAUGACUUAAAUGCGGGGCAUGUUGGCGCGCGCCUGUGGUCUCAACUAAUACUCAGGAGGCUGGGACGGGGAGAAUCGCUUGAGCCCAGUAUUUCCAGGUGACUGCAUUUUUCUGAAAUUGUAAACAUACCGUGGAGGCUGACAAAUCUACAGAAGAAUGGAAGAACAAGACAGUGUGGAUGCUGCACCCGCCCCUCCAGCAGCCUGGCCAUCCGAGCCAGUGCUACCUACAGCUGAGGCCCAUGAGGCCCAAGGCAGCCCCGAGGCAGCCGCGGGGCUGUCCCUGCUGGAGGUGCUCGCCGUCUCCGUGGUGCUGGAGGACGCCAGCGACCAGCUGUCCAUCCUUGGCUACAUCAUGCCACGGCCGCUGGAGGGGAGGCAGAGCACCGCGCUGAGAAACAAGAGCCCAGACAAACCGCCGGUGCUCUUGACUGGAAGGAAAAUAUCCGCUCCGUUACUACUGAAAGGACCAGCAUCACCUGAAGUCAGACCAGGAGGCCAGCUGGCUGAGGAGCUGAACAAAAUGCAUGAUCUUGCCUUUAAAACACCUGCAGCACAGGCCAUCAGGACUGCAGAGAUGCUGAAGAAAACGCAGAGCGACAGGCAGUUUUUCAGCGAUGUCAUUGCAAGCACCAUGGAGGAGUUGCAAGAGUCAGGAACUUUCAUGAGCCUGCUACAAGCCCUGCGCAAAGAAAAGGAAAGCAAGAUGCACUUCUAUGAUGUCAUUGCCAGGGAAGAAAAGGGACGAAAAAUGAUAAAAUCUCUUCAAAAACAGCUGAUUAAUGUUAAGAAAGAACGGCAGGCUGAAGUACAGAGCCGAAACGAAUACAUUGCCCACCUCAAGGACCAGCUGCAAGAGAUGAAGGCAAAAACCAACCUGGAGAAUCACUACAUGAAAAAGAACACCGAGCUGCAGAUCGCCCAGACCCAGAAAAAGUGCAACCGGACUGAGGAGGUCUUGCUGGAGGAGAUUGAGAAAGUGAGGAUGAAGACCGAAGAGGAGAACCGAAUCCACAUGGAGAUUGAGAUGUUCCUUAGGAAAGAGCAGCAGAGGCUUGAGGAGCAGCUGGAAUUCUGGAUGGAGAAAUUCGAUAAGGACACCGAGAUGAAGCAGAGCGAACUGAAUGCUCUCCAGGCCGCUAAGGCCGGUGACUUAGCUCACCUGCAGGACCUGGCGACCACGAUACGGGAAUAUGAGCAGGUCAUCAUUGAAGAUCGGAUAGAAAAGGAGAAGACCAGGAAGAAGAUGGAACAGGAUAUGUUGGAACUAAAGAGUGCCAUAAAGCUCCAGGCCUGGUGGCGGGGCACUGUGAUAAGGAAGGAAAUCGGAGGCUUCAAAAUGCCUAAGAAAGAGAAAGAUGACAGUAAGGAUUCAAAAGGGAAAGAGAAGGACAAACGAAGAGGCAAGAAGUGACAAGUGACGUUACCUCCUGUCCUUGCCUCUGGGAUCCUGGAGGCUGGGAGCAUCCAGAGAACUCAUCUGCAUAUUGUUUGUUUGGACAUCACCAGGUGGAGCCUGGUGAUUUCACCUGAAUUAGGAUUAUACUAUCAAUUUAAGGUUUCUUCAUAUACGGAAUUUUGCUUGGAAGAAGUAUUUUUAGCAGCCUAUUCCUUUUGUUCUUACCAGAAAAAAGUUCUUGGGCUUAACGUAUAAUGAUACAUUAAAACUUCAGUAACUCCUGUGUGUCUGGCUCUAAGUCUAAAGUGAGAAUCUUAUGUGCAAAAGUAAACUAUUCAGUAGGAAUUCUGAGGUACAAUAUACACAACAAAUUUUAACAAACUGGUUCCUGCCUUUUAGUGUUUUUAAAAUUUUUGGUACCAGGGAUUGAACUCAGGACCUUGUGCUUGUGAGGCAGGUGGCAGCACCACUGAGCUAAAUCCCCUGCCCUACUUUAAUGUUUUUUACUGGGGGAGGUGACAGAAUAUUUAUAAACUGCUCCAGGAAUAUUCUGGAGAUUGGUAGGGAUAUAAAUUAUAGCCAAGCUAGAAAUAGGGUGUUAGGGUACGUGGUAAAGAUGAGGACACACAGGUUCUCUGGAAGGCUAGAGGCAGGGUCUUUCAAUGUAGUUCAGGCUGGCCUUGAACUUGGGAGGUUCCUUUCCAAGUGCUGAGAUUACAGGGGUACACCCACGCUGGUUUAAAUUUGGAGUUAUUUUCAACAAGACACAACUGUUCCCAUCCCGUGGGGUGUUAAGAAUGGCAGAGGGAAGGCGUUUGAAAAUACCUACCUGUGCAAGGCACAGUACAGCUGUUUGUCAUUCUCCCUCCCUUAUGGAGCAAUGAGCCCACUAAGUCAUGCUUGCCCUGAUUAACCAAAACAAUGUCUGGAGAUGCUAAUGUUUUCUCUACAGCAAAGCUGGGAACUUCUAAGAAAAGCUGUCCUCAAGUGUCAUUUAUUUCACACAUUAAACUCUCCAUACAACUUCAAUUACAGGACAAUCUUGGUAUCUCUACUUCCUUCAAGGAAUUCGAUAGCCUAUCCUGGCCUUGAACUCUAUGUAGCCUAGGCUGGCCUCCCAGUGAUCCUCCUGCCUCAGGCCCCCGAGUGUAACUGCUGGGACUAUAGGUGUGUGCUGGCUGGAAACUAAGCUUUAGGUAUAAACAUUUUCAAACGUUUAUUACAUGCUACUUAAGUGCUGGCUUUAUUUUAAUGUCAAUGUGUAAGGUGGCAUACAGGCAAUUUAAAAUAACAUGAUACUGACAUAUUUAUACUUAAACUUAUGCAAUAUAUUUACAGACAUACAAAUAUAGGA
Messenger RNA from Fukomys damarensis (Damara mole-rat), 2840 nucleotides. RefSeq names its product IQ motif containing G (gene Iqcg). Gene Ontology annotation, cellular component: sperm flagellum; cytoplasm. The record is from RefSeq and is a predicted model, not a curated record. Bases 245 to 1501 code for a protein of 418 amino acids. NCBI's taxonomy places the organism in Eukaryota, Metazoa, Chordata, Mammalia, Rodentia, Bathyergidae. The transcript is spliced from 12 exons. Gene Ontology annotation, molecular function: protein binding. Gene Ontology annotation, biological process: cilium organization; sperm axoneme assembly.